AGAGACAUCAUCAUCACAACUCCAAUUGCACUCGGAUCAGUAGAUGAUAGAGAAAGACACAUCCAACAACAAAAAAGAACUCAACUUUGAUUUUCUUCAGCAUUUAAACAAAAAAUAAAAAUGGCUUUCUCUUUUCUCAAAAAACUUCUCAUCAUCUUUUUGAUCUCACUCUCCUCUCCUUGUCUCUCUUCUUCUUUGCUAUCUUCUCCGACCAUCUCUCCCUUCCAACAGCUUUCUCCGGAUAUCGCCCCUCUCCUCCCUUCCCCCGGUGACUCUCUGCCUUCCGACGACGGCGGCGGAACAAUCCCAGCUUCUCCAAGCCCUCCUGAUCCCGACACUAACGACGGCUCCUACCCUGACCCUUUGGCCUUUGCUCCCUUCGCUUCUCCGCCGGUUUCUUCUCCUGCUCCUCCGUCGUCUCAUCCUUUCUCCGGAGUUUUAAUCCUCACCGUUAUCUUCUCCUCCGCCUACGUGGCGUUGUAACACUACUAUAGAGUUCACUUCACUUAUAUACAUCAAACGAACGUUUUGGUUUCCACGUACGUGUUUGUCCAAAUGUAUAUCAUUCUCGAAUAAUUAAAAAUGUUAAUUCGUUGUAAACUAUAGUUCUUCAUCUUUUUGUGUUGCCCCUCUUGACAAUGUGAGUCGAUUUUAAUCAUCUCCAAUUCUCCAUUAAACAAUAAUAAUAUGCAUGUAUUUAUAACAACGAUGUUAUCAUUUGAUGGUUCACAAUGUGCUAACGUUUUGUCAACCAA
This is a messenger RNA of Camelina sativa (false flax), 755 nucleotides long. RefSeq names its product classical arabinogalactan protein 25. Lineage: Eukaryota; Viridiplantae; Streptophyta; Magnoliopsida; Brassicales; Brassicaceae. The record is from RefSeq and is a predicted model, not a curated record.